Messenger RNA from Selaginella moellendorffii, 574 nucleotides. Its product is annotated as histone H2A-III. Gene Ontology annotation, cellular component: nucleosome. Gene Ontology annotation, molecular function: DNA binding; protein heterodimerization activity; structural constituent of chromatin. The transcript has a single exon. Bases 66 to 464 code for a protein of 132 amino acids. The record is from RefSeq and is a predicted model, not a curated record. NCBI's taxonomy places the organism in Eukaryota, Viridiplantae, Streptophyta, Lycopodiopsida, Selaginellales, Selaginellaceae.
CUGGAUUUCUUCCCUCGCUCCUCAAUUCUUGGGAGAUUUCUUCCGCGUAGCGUUGAGAUUUCGCGAUGGCUGGUGGAGGCCGUGGGAAAUCCGCGGGCAAGAAGGCCGUGUCGAGGAGCGCCAAGGCGGGGCUCCAAUUCCCGGUGGGGAGGAUCGCCAGGUUCUUGAAGCAUGGGAAAUACGCCGAGCGCGUCGGCGCUGGAGCGCCCGUCUACAUGGCCGCGGUGAUGGAGUACCUGGCGGCGGAGGUGUUGGAGCUGGCAGGAAACGCCGCGCGCGACAACAAGAAGAACAGGAUCGUCCCCAGGCACAUCCAGCUCGCGGUGAGGAACGAUGAGGAGCUGAGCAAGCUUCUCGGGCAUGUCACGAUCGCGAGCGGCGGUGUUCUUCCCAACAUCCAUUCGGUGCUUCUCCCCAAGAAAUCGGCCACCUCAGGCGGCAGCAAGGCCACCGAUUCGGACUAGACGGCGCGGCGAUCGCAAGAUCUCCUAGAUUUCUUUCUCACAGUGCAAUGUACCAUACACACACUUGUAAUUCUUUCUAACUUACAGAAAUUUCGAGCUUGGAUCCAUUC